This is a messenger RNA of Prunus armeniaca (apricot), 183 nucleotides long. Lineage: Eukaryota; Viridiplantae; Streptophyta; Magnoliopsida; Rosales; Rosaceae. The record is from the annotation of a GenBank genome assembly.
AUGAAUAAGGCUCUUUUAGCAAAGAUUGGUUGGAGGAUGCACACUCAUGAUAAAGGGUUAUGGGCUCAAAUUUAUGAAAAGAAGUACCUAAAGGACUGCUCUAUCUUGGAUACUUCUAGGGUCUCCAAGAAAGAUUGUUUCUGCUACUUGGAGAAGUGUUUGUCUAUGGUGUUGAGCUGCUGA